This is a messenger RNA of Exophiala viscosa, 2015 nucleotides long. RefSeq names its product isovaleryl-CoA dehydrogenase. Bases 374 to 1693 code for a protein of 439 amino acids. The record is from RefSeq and is a predicted model, not a curated record. The transcript is spliced from 2 exons. Gene Ontology annotation, molecular function: flavin adenine dinucleotide binding; acyl-CoA dehydrogenase activity. NCBI's taxonomy places the organism in Eukaryota, Fungi, Ascomycota, Eurotiomycetes, Chaetothyriales, Herpotrichiellaceae.
UCCACUGUAUGUAUCGGACGCUACUUGCCGACGGAAUUCAACCGCACGCCGAAAAAGCCGACGAGGAAGGCUCUGCGCGGGGAAGCACGGAGUAGGUUGACAUGUUUGACGGUCUAUACUUACCUAAAGCAGUGGAGCAAUCAUACCCAUGAAGCAGACCUUGGUAAUUGCUCGCGAUGGACGCUGGCAGUCCCGUUGGAGACCCAAGGUACUCUGUGCCAUAUGCUACUCAUCAAUGCGUCCUCGAAGCCAAUCCUCGUUUUGUGUCCUAAAGACCGAGCAAUGCAAAGUUGACGGAUAAGUGCCGCGAGCCACGACCGCGCAAAAUCAUAGCACAGCAACGUCUAAUAACACCAGAUCACUGCCCGCUAAUAUGAGUUCCAAAAUACUUUCCAGAGGCGUGUACAGGCAUCUCAAGAGACCUUCUACGAUACAGUCAAGUUCACCUACACUCAGACCAGCAUUUUCGAUACCAUUCUCGAGCACCCAGUACCGCCAGGCCCGCGGCACAGAAUACCUACAGCUCCAUGAUCCAGACCUAACAGACUCACAGCGCGAAGUGCGCGAAGCCAUCAGCAAAGUCUGCUCCCGAUUCGACGACACAUACUGGUCCAACGCGGAAAAGAAGCACCGCUUCCCCCUCGAAUUCCACCAAGCCGUCGCCAAAGAUGGAUGGCUGGGAAUAUGCAUGCCGUCCGAUUACGGCGGCAGUGAUUUGGGAAUCGCAGAAGCGGCAGUCAUGGUUCAAACGAUCGCAGAAAGCGGAGCAGCCUACGCCGGUGCCUCAGCCGUGCACAUGAAUAUCUUCGGUCUUGAACCUGUGCGUAAGUUUGGAAGUGAGGAGCAGAAGCAAAGAAUGCUAGUACCGCUGAUUGCGGGCAAAGAGCGCGCAUGCUUUGGCGUGACGGAGCCCAACACGGGUCUCGACACGCUGAAAUUGCAGUCACGGGCUGUCAGGGAUGGCGACCAUUACGUCUUGAGUGGUCAGAAAAUCUGGAUUUCGACGGCACAAGUCGCGGAGAAGAUUUUAAUACUUGUCCGGACGACGCCGCUGGAGAACGUCAGCAAGCCUAGUCAGGGAUUGAGUCUGUUUUAUACAGACUUGGACAGAAAACAAGUUGAAGUCACGGAGAUCCCGAAGAUGGGACGAGAAGCGGUCGACUCGAAUACGCUAUUCUUCGAUGGGUGGAAAGUACCCAAGGAAGAUCUCAUUGGCGAAGAGAACAACGGGUUCAAAAUGAUCAUGCAUGGGAUGAAUGCUGAGAGGAUACUUAUCGCUGCUGAGGCGCUGGGCAUUGGAUUCGCCGCGUUACGCCGGGCAGCUCUGUAUGCUGGAGAGCGAAAGGUGUUUGGACGGCCGAUUGGGAAGAAUCAGGCUAUCCAGCAUCCUUUGGCGGAUAGUUGGAUGCAGCUUGAGGCGGCGCGAUUGAUGAUAUACCAGGCUGCGAGGAUGUAUGAUGCUGGAUAUGAGACGGGCGAGUAUGCCAAUGCCGCGAAGUAUUUGGCUGCUGAGGCGGCUUUUCGGGCCUGUGAACGUGCGGUCAUGACGCAUGGUGGGAUGGGGUAUGCGAAGGAGUAUCACGUUGAGAGAUACUUCAGGGAGAUUAUGAUUCCGAGGAUUGCCCCCGUUUCUCGAGAAAUGAUUGCCAAUUACAUAGGUGAGAGGGUUCUUGGGUUGCCCAGGUCUUAUUGAGUGUUGGGAACACGUAUGUGUAGGUGUUGGGAAAGGCUGAGGUAUCCGAUAGGGAAUGAAGAGUGUCUUGGAGCCCCCGUUUCUGAGGUGGACCAGUCCGAGGUCAUUGACAGUCAAUGCUGUAGACUGAUGGUUCCUGUUCACGAGAUUCCGUGCGGCUGUGGCUUCGGAUCAAGACAUGGCGCGAACACGAUACCGAAUGUGGGCGAAUGACGCGCAUCAAGACUCUGCCGACGAGGCUUUGCAGCAACGUGGAGGAUACUCAGAUAGGUAGAGAGGAUACUCAGAUAGGUAGAGAGAAUACCAGAAGGUACUGGUCGUG